CAUCUUGUGGUUUUGGGAAAUACACAUUUUAUCACAUUUUAUGAACCAAACAACUAAUCGAUUAAUCGAGAAAAUAAUCGACAUACGUCGAUUAUUACUGCACGGUACUACAUGGACGCUGCUCGCUGCGCUCUGUACUUUUUAAAUAAAGUUGUGUAGAUUCAAACAAGAUGGCGGCUGGCUGUGGCUCACUCAUGUUGUUGCAGUUCACUGUGAAAGCUGCAGAUUGUUUAUGAAGCGUUUCAUUUCCUGCAUUAACAAUCAGGCAUGGCUACUCCAGGAAAGCCGACUAAAAAGGAACAUAAAAGGCCGAUUCCAGCUAAGACCUCCCUCGACUCACCCUUUGCCCCAACAUGGAGCCCUCUCCCCCAAGAAGACAUGCAGUUCAUCCUGACAACCCUGAAGGACAAGCUGCUCUCCAUGGGUCUGGAGAAGAAAGAGGUGAAAGUCUUUCGUCCGUGGAGGAAAAAGAAGGAGCAGAAACCUGCCGCAGUCACAUCAGAACUUGCUGACCGGGUGCAGGAUUCUCCCAAGAAUGGCUGGACAGAUGUGGCGGCCAGGCGACAGCUGGCCAUUGGCAUCAACGAGGUGACCAAGGCUCUGGAGAGAAACGAGCUCAAGCUGCUGCUGGUGUGUAAGUCUGUCAAACCGAAACACAUGACGAGUCACCUGAUGGCGCUGAGCGCAACGCGAGGCGUGCCGGCGUGCCAGGUGCCCCGGCUGAGCCAGAGCGUGUCCGAGCCGCUGGGGCUGAAAAGUGUCCUGGCACUGGGAUUCAGACACUGUGCCGCCAGUGACGAGGUCUUCACUGACACUGUCGAUGUCAUCAAACCCAGAGUUCCUUCGGUGAACAUUGCAUGGCUACAAGGUGCAGCCCCAAAUGUGACGUCCGAGGACCCCGCUGACACGGAGGAGAAGACGGAGGCUGGACAGAAGCCCGGCCAGAAGAGGAAACUGGAGAGUGAGUGUGAGGAGUCUCCUCCCUCCUGCUCUCUGCAUCCUCUCAAGGUGAAGAAAACAACAGCUAACCCUGCAAAGAAAAGAAGAAGUAAAGUUAAGACAUAGCCUGUCAAAUUAAAGAAAAAAAUCUGCCCUAGAUAUUUAAUGGACCAUUCCUGUGUUUUUGCAUAUUGUCGCCCAACUUCUAAGGUUAAGGGCUUCUCUUGUAUUGAAUCACAAGUGGAGUUCUCAGUCCGAAUGGAGACCAGUAGCAGCAUGGAUAGGAGGAAAAAGUCAUUACACACAGGCUAUGGUUUGAAGGUUGACUUUGUUACAUUUUUUAAGGACCACGGUAUGAUCCUGUAAAUUGAGUCAAUUUAUUAAAACUGGAUUUUAUGGGCCAGAAACAGACGCAACAUGAGAAAUUUAAGUUGAUUAUUUUGUUGUUUCUGAUGUUGAAAUAGUGUGUGUGUGUGUUUGAUGGAUUUUCGGCAAAUAUUUUCCUUGAUUUUUGAAAAACGUGCCAAAAACUGAAACUCACAAAAAUAAACACUCCUCAUCCUCA
Scophthalmus maximus (turbot) is the source of this 1504-nucleotide messenger RNA. RefSeq names its product ribonuclease P/MRP 38 subunit (gene rpp38). Lineage: Eukaryota; Metazoa; Chordata; Actinopteri; Pleuronectiformes; Scophthalmidae. Gene Ontology annotation, cellular component: ribonuclease MRP complex; nucleolar ribonuclease P complex; fibrillar center. Bases 268 to 1065 code for a protein of 265 amino acids. The record is from RefSeq and is a predicted model, not a curated record. The transcript has 2 exons. Gene Ontology annotation, molecular function: ribonuclease P activity; ribonuclease P RNA binding. Gene Ontology annotation, biological process: tRNA 5'-leader removal.